AUGCAGUUGCAGGCCUCUAUGCGCUUCUCCGCUACCCCACCCUUCCCAAGCUGUGAAGCUCAAACCAAAACCAUAAAGGAGAUCUCUCCAAUCCUUGUAAAGCCACCAUCGAAGAAAGCAGUCGCCCCUGCAAAAAUUGUGAGGCCAGUGACACCGGUGAUUCUGCCUGAACCCGAACCCAAACCCAAACCCUCGAUCUCUUCACCGCAAUUUGUUCCACCGAAGCCCAACCACACUAACGAUCUGAACCCAUUUCAGAGACUAGCUGCUUCUGUACUAGACGCCGUAGAAACUUCCCUGAUUGUGGAAUCCGAGAAGAAGCACCAUCUUCCCAGGACAGUGGACCCUACAGUUCAAAUCGCAGGUAAUUUCGCUCCGGUGACGGAAACCCCAGUGGAACAUGAGCUCAAUGUAACUACUGGUCGAAUCCCAGCUGCACUUAAUGGGGUUUACGUCCGUAACGGGGCCAACCCCAUGAUCGCGCCAAAGGGGGGCCACCACCUUUUUGACGGCGACGGCAUGAUCCAUGCCGUAUCGUUAAAUAGUGAAACGAACAAAGCUAGCUACAGUUGUCGCUUCACACGAACGAGUCGACUCGUACAAGAAUCGGUCUUGGGUAGGUCACUCUUUCCUAAACCGAUCGGUGAGCUUCAUGGCCAUUCCGGCAUCGCAAGGCUUAUGCUCUUCCAUGCUCGUUCCAUGAUGGGCAUCGUUAAUGCCAGCCAAGGUAUCGGCGUCGCUAAUGCCGGUCUCGUCUACUUCGAUGGCCACCUCCUUGCCAUGUCAGAGGACGACCUCCCUUACCACGUCAGAAUCACCACCGACGGUGAACUUGAAACCGUCGGCCGUUUCGAUUUCUCCGGUCAGCUGAAUUCCCCCAUUACCGCCCACCCUAAGGUGGACCCCACAACCGGAGAGCUCUUCGCUCUCAGCUACGAUGUCGUUAGGAAGCCUUACCUGAAAUGCUUCAAAUUCGAUAAGAAUGGAAGGAAAUCACCUGACGUUCUCAUCUCGCUGAACCAACCCACCAUGAUCCACGACUUCGCCAUCACAGAGAACUCCAUAAUCAUCCCCGAUCACCAAAUGGUUUUCAAGCUCAGCGAGAUGAUUCGUGGCAGAUCCCCUGUCGUUUACGACCGAAACAAAACCGCCCGGUUUGGGGUUCUGCCCAAAUACGACAUCGACGAAUCAAGAAUUCGAUGGAUAGACGUACCCGAUUGCUUCUGCUUCCACCUAUGGAACGCAUGGGAAGAGAAUUCCGGCAACGGUGACAAGAUAAUUUGCGUUGUCGGGUCAUCCAUGACACCUGCAGACUCAAUUUUUUCAGAAAGCGAUGAACCGCUAUGUAGUGUGUUGUCGGAAAUCCGGUUGAACCUAAAAACCGGCGAGUCGAACCGCAGGGAGAUUGUACCCGGGUUGAACCUAGAAGCCGGGCAAGUAAACAAGAAGUUUCUUGGGCGGAAAACCAAGUAUGCUUACCUGGCUAUUGCGGAACCAUGGCCGAAAUGUUCAGGUGUUGCGAAGGUUGACUUGGUUACCGGAGAAGUGACGAAAUUUGUAUACGGCGAGGGAAGGUUCGGGGGGGAGCCAUGUUUCGUUCCGGGUAAGAACCCUACCCGGUUGGAUGUUGGUGAAGAUGAAAAUGAAGAUGAAGGUUACCUGAUGAGUUACGUUAGGGAUGAGAAGAAAGAGAGGUCAGAGCUAGUGAUGGUGAAUGCUUCGACCAUGAAACAAGAGGCCUCUUUGAGAUUGCCUGCAAGGGUUCCUUAUGGGUUUCAUGGUACUUUUGUUACUUCGGAGGAUCUGAUUGGGCAAGAUCUUGGUUCAUAG
Molecule: messenger RNA, 1830 nt
Organism: Telopea speciosissima
Lineage: Eukaryota; Viridiplantae; Streptophyta; Magnoliopsida; Proteales; Proteaceae
Product: 9-cis-epoxycarotenoid dioxygenase NCED6, chloroplastic-like
Exons: 1
Coding region: 1-1830 (609 amino acids)
Biological process (GO): carotene catabolic process
Cellular component (GO): chloroplast stroma
Molecular function (GO): carotenoid dioxygenase activity
Source: RefSeq, a predicted model, not a curated record